This is a messenger RNA of Staurois parvus, 435 nucleotides long. NCBI's taxonomy places the organism in Eukaryota, Metazoa, Chordata, Amphibia, Anura, Ranidae. The record is from the annotation of a GenBank genome assembly.
AAAUACCGUAUUUUUCACUCCAUAAGACGUACCUGACCAUAAGACGCACCUAGGUUUUAGAGGCGAAAAACAAGAAAAAAAAUAUUCUGAACCAAUGGACUGCAGACACAGUACAGGAGAUGACCAGAGACUGCGGACACAGUACAGGAGAUGACCAGAGACUGCGGACAGUACAGGAGAUGACCAGAGACUGCGGACACAGUACAGGAGAUGACCAGAGACUGCGGACACAGUACAGGAGAUGUCCAGAGACUGCGGACACAGUACAGGGGAUGACCAGAGACUGCGGACACAGUACAGGAAAUGACCAGAGACUGCGGACACAGUACAGGAAAUGCAGAGACUGCGGACACAGUACAGGAGAUGACCAGAGACUGCGGACACAGUACAGGAGAUGACCAGAGACUGCGGACACAGUACAGGGGAUGACCAGAG